CCAUCAGCUUAACGCUGCCUCGCUACAUGGAAAAUUGCAUACAAUAAUUGUUCGAUUUGUAUACAUGUCAUAAGCAACGCCAAGAAAACUUUAAUUCCAUCAAAUUCUGAAGGACAAGAGGAAUUCAUCAACUCUUCGAGGUUAUUCUCCAUCACUGGAUGUCCGUGAGAACAACAAAUACAUAUAACCCUCAAGACAAUAAUAUAUCAUGAUUAAUGACUGCUGGGAACAAACCAACAGCCAACAGCAAACAAUACCAAAAAACUUCAAUCUAGAGGAAUGAAGAAUAAUAUCGAGAGUUUUUUCCAUAUCAUUCGAUGGAUCCAUCUUGGUGAAACCUAGCUACAAAUCUCAUAAAAAAUGUACACGAGUGAUCAGUCGCAACCUGGAGGUAACAGUCGUGGUAAAAGUACGGCUCUGCCUAAUACACCAAACGAGAAGUCAGAACUCCCAAAACUCCGUAAAAAUCGAAGACAUGAGCUCAGAUGGGGCCCUCAAUAUUUCACUGCAAUAAAGGAUAUUGUUUUCACUAUUGAUCCAAAACCAUACGUAGCUCCAGAGAUUCCAAAGGAAUUGAGAAUUCCGAAUGAGCCUGAGCAUUCACUUCACACGUGUAAAUACUGCAAUGACUCAUAUCGUUUCAAAUCGAGUCUAGAUGAGCAUGAGAACCGAAAGGUCUUCGUUCUGGGCUACUGGUGCAUUCACUGCUUCAGCGUUAAUUGCACUCACACGAAGGAAGACAGAUCGAUGUGUCUUCUCUGUCAAAAUAUUGAGAACAAGAAUCGUGCACGUUUGAAUAGACGAGGCCUCAAGCGAGGUCAAAGGAUGGGUUCAGUAAAAAUAUUCUACAAUCAGUGUCAACUGUUUGCACACCUCAAGCUUCACGAUGUGUAUACUGUAGACAUGGCUUAUCUCAUGCUGAUGCCAAUGCCCUCGGACGUUGAGAAAACAGAGUGGGCACAUCUACACGAUGCCUGCAAAGCCCUCAUGGAGUAUGCCUUUGUCAAGCAGAAGCACGUACUGGACAUACUCAGGGCUGGAAACCACACGGGAAAGUGGUGGAUGUCAGAGCCAUCUGAUUCAUCGCUCAUCGGUGAAUUAAUGAAGAAAUAUCUCAUUGAUUCGUGUGAUGAAUGGAAAGAGGCUUCUGAUAACUCCAGUGAUGGAACUCCAAUGCCUAGAGAAGAUUCACCCAUCCCCACGGACAUAACUUUCGUCGAUUGUGGCCCAACGCCCUCAGUCUAUAUGCCUGUACAAACAAAAACAAAUGCAACCACUACAGUGGGACAAAUUUCUCUUCUCAAAUCACCACCUGCAAUAUUCUCUCAAGUACCAUCUCUCGAUACACUCAAGAAGAAGAUUAGUGUUCCACGAUUAAAUCGAAGGGAAAGACAAUCAAGUAAACAACAACAGGUUGGCAAAAAGGCAGUGAUUAAGAAAGGUGGUAUUACUUCAACUCUCGAGCGAGGAACAGCUCAUCUCGUCGAGAAGUGUCCACCAUCGAUUGCAGGAAAAUCAGGUAUGAGAAAAACUGUUGCGACACCUAGUAUUUCAGCCCCAGUACUCUUACAUGUCUCAAAUUCCCCCGAGAAUUUGAGCAAUAUUUCUGGUGGUGGAAAACUCGUGAUACAAAAUGGUAGAAAAUACAUAAUCCGGCAAAUUCCAAGUGCCAACUUCGUAGCAUCUAAUGAGGGUAAAGUAAGGGGAAAGGUGAUUGAUAAUACUGGGGGUGCUCAGAAUCCACCUUCCAAUUACCAACAAGCGAGGAUACCGCAAUUACUCUCACCCGCUUUGAAGAAUAGAAAGAUUCAUCUCCCCAGAAAUUGUCUGGCCUCCGAUUUUGAGAACAAUGCCAAUCUGCACUGUUUAGAUAAUGGACCCAAGGGUAUGGAAAUACUCCUCAGGAAAUAUCGUCUGGAUAUGCGAAAGAAACUAUUAACUUAUCCGAAGCAAAAGAUUCAAACGAUAAUUAAGAAUGUAUCGGAAUUCUGCAGUGAAUUUACCAAGUCAGGUUGUGUCGAUUCGUCGGCCAUUUUGAAAAGAAAUCUAGCGACAUUAAAGUCGCUGACAGGUUAUCUGGAGACAGCAGAAGAAGAUAAAGUGCUGGCAGUCGAAAUGAAAAUAAACCAAGAGUUCAAGAAUAAAUUGACCACUUGGGAGUACCAGAAGAAUUGCGUUGUCUGUCUAGAGUGCAAGAAGAAAAGAAAGCCCAAGGAAUACCUGCCGGGAAUAUCCAAGGUCACAGUACAAGAGGAGGACUAUUGUCUAUGUGCCAAUUUUAUUUGUCAUCUCUGCAAGGCUAAACAAGGAAGUGAGAAUCAGUUUAAGGAGCAUUUAAAAUUUCACAACAAUCAGUCCCCGUACACGUGCCCCGAGUGCUUUUCUCAUUUCAGUAAUAUGCAAAAUUUGGAAAUUCACAUUUGGACGAAGUGCUUUCAUUUAAACACUCAGGUGAUUUUCGCUUGCAAAGUCUGUGAAAUGGAGGGCUUUCUCACAAUGGAGGCACUGAGCAGACACUAUUACGAGGUCCAUACAAGAUCGGUAAUUGUUUGUCCCGAAUGUCCCACUGCCUCGUCCUCUUACUACGAGCACGUCUUGCAUUAUUCCAAAGAUCAUACCGGUGGAUCUCAGGAACCUGACGCAUUAAUCAUCUGCGAUUUCGGAGGAUGCUUGGUCUCCCCCCAAAAUUUCAUGCUUCAUCUUGAGAAUCACCGUGAGAUCGGAAGAAUUCAAUAUUACACCUGUCCAUUCUGUGCAUUCUUCAUAAAAAACGUCAGCGGUAAUGAAAAUAUCAUUCAGGAUCACGUGUUUAUGAAUCACCGGGAACGAUUGUGCGAGGUUAUUUCUCCGGAAACUCUCAAUUUUUUUGCACGUCACUUCAAUCUCACAAUAGAAAAUGAAAUGACCAAAUCAGCGACGGCGAAGGGGAAGGAGAUUGUACUCCCUAAAAUCGUAAACUCCUGUUCGAUAGCGGAAACUGCAUUUGAAUCGCAUGAUGAGACGAAAUCUCAACAAAUAGUUUCUUCAACGGUUAUUAAACUGAGUAAAUUAUCGGAUAGUCAAAAAGCGUCAUCGGGAGUGACGAUACCGAAAAUUGUCAAGGUACAGAGUAUGAAUCCAGGUGCUAAUGAAGCUGCCGAUCCUCUCAGCAGUCAAAGCUCGAAUGCAGCUGCCAAUAAGACCGUUGAUGUCUUGAAUAAUCAGAAGUCGUUAAAGAUACAAACACUCCGUGGUGGUAAAUUUGUUAGCAUUCCCGUGAACUAUGUUACGACUAACGUUACUCCUCAACACCGCCCAAUCAUGGUCAAGAUGAAUUUAUUCGAUAAGAACAGCAAUCAAUUGGACGGUAAGAAAAUUUUGUCUCACACAUCAAACUCAGCUAUUUCCGUCCCCACUAAUUCUACGAGUUCUGUGUUAAAUACACUUGAUCACGUGAUUAACCCUACUUGGUCAAACAAUCCGCUAACUGAUCUAAAACAAUCAAACGAAGCGUCUCAAGAUAAUUUCAGCAUUAUACCCGAUGAACCCCGAGCUAAUUUUGAAAUUGAAGAUCUUGUCGAAUCUAGUGUUGAUGAGAGUGAAGGGAAAAUUUUAGAUUCCUCGGAGUUGAUAAGGGAUGCCGACGAAGUUUUGAAACGCAAAGGAAAGCCUAAUAAGCCUUGGAGAAUAGCGCUUGAUGGCUCAGAAGACUCAAACACUCAACCGUUGAACUUUAAAUGCCAUCUGUGUUAUGAGAAUAUCACGACUGCGUAUGAAGUGAUCAAGCAUCAUUUUGCUACCAAACAUUUUCGUGAGUACAAGUUGUGCGAGGUGAGCCCCAGGCUUGAAAAAAUCACUUCCUCUGCUGAGUCUGACACGAAAGUGGAAUGCAAGAAGAGGAAAUCGGAGCCGAGCUCACCUCGAGGUGCGUCGAGAAGGAAGAGAAGAGGUGGCUUGACGAAAUCAGAGGACAAUUCACGAUCUGGAAUUUGUGUUACUCAGGAGAAACUCGAGCAGGUCGAGGGUAAUUUCAAAUGCAAGAAAUGCGAGGAGCUCUUCGAAGAUGUAAAGAAAUUGAGGGAACACUUUGCAGACAGACACAGAAUAAAGGGGCAUUUCCUGGUUUGCCUCGAGUGCGGAGAGAACUUUGUCGUUGCCAACAGUCUGCAGAUGCAUCUCAAAGCAUUCCACGGAAUUAUUGAUACAGUGUCUUAUCUGGCCCAGAAUUCUCUCUAUGCGCCUGACAUUGGUGGCUCUUACGAUGCAAGAACAACCGAGCCCAACCAGUGCUAUGUCUGUAUGGCAGUUUUCGAGGAUAAAUCUGCUGUUGACAAACAUCUGAGAGUUCAUGGAAUGGCUUUUCUAAAUCAUACGCGGACUGAGGCGAGGAAUGCACUCAAGACCGAUAACAGAAAGAGCGACGGUAGUGAUAAGCCGGAGGUGAAAAGAAUUAACAUAGAACAUAAUGGUGAUAAUGAGAGUCACGAUGGGAGUUUUCUAUCAAGGAUAUCUAUGCUACUUUCCUGAUAAUCCUAAAGUAUUACGUAAAUUUGAUUAAUUUUUUCGAGUUUGCCUUGAGUGAAAUCAACGAUUCAGUUAGAUUCGAGGAUAACGUCCUCGAUUAUAACGAACAUUUUUCAUUCGUCUUUUCUCUUGAUUUUAUACAUUGAACUUAUUGAUAAAAAAUGCUGCAAGCCGAUAGACGAUAAACGAUGGAGAACAUGAAUGAUUGCAAAAGAGAUUAGAAGCAAAUUUUGAUUUCUUCUUUUUUUUUUUCAUUUUUUAUUUCUCUACUUGAACGUGAAUCUAAAUUACUGAAAAAAUUCCCAAAGAUUCCGCUGUACAUAUUCAGCACUAAAAAAA
Molecule: messenger RNA, 4842 nt
Organism: Fopius arisanus
Lineage: Eukaryota; Metazoa; Arthropoda; Insecta; Hymenoptera; Braconidae
Exons: 3
Coding region: 361-4506 (1381 amino acids)
Source: RefSeq, a predicted model, not a curated record